AUGAGCCUAGCAAAAUCUGGGCACCUUCGCUCCACUCCGCCGCCCAGUCCUCUAAGUUCCGAGCAGGAUGAGGUGGAGAUCGACGUGCUGGCAGAGGAGGAAGAUGGGUACCAGACGGAAGAGGACGGCGACGACGAGGAGGAGAGCCGUAAGUGCCUGGAGCGAUCGCUGCGGAGACCGGGAGCCGGCACUCUUCCAGGGAGGAGCACGGGCACCUGCGGCGGCGACCUGAGCAACUCCUCCGGGUUCCUCCGCAAGUUCCGAGCGCCGCGGACCCCGGCGACCACCACAACCGACGGCCCGCAGCCCGCUAAGCCCCCGUACUCCUACAUCGCGCUCAUCACCAUGGCCAUCCUGCAGAGCCCGCACAAGCGCCUGACGCUCAGCGGCAUCUGCGCCUUCAUCAGCGGCCGCUUCCCCUAUUACCGCCGUAAGUUCCCCGCCUGGCAGAACAGCAUCCGCCACAACCUGUCGCUCAACGACUGCUUCGUCAAGAUCCCCCGCGAGCCGGGCCACCCGGGCAAGGGCAACUAUUGGAGCCUGGACCCCGCCUCCCAGGACAUGUUCGACAACGGCAGCUUCCUCCGGCGGAGGAAGCGCUUCAAGCGCCACCACCCGUCCCCGGGAGGCCACCCGCAUUGCUCUUUCCCUCCACCCGCUGUGCCCGCCACCCUGCACGGCUCCCAGCCCAGCCUCCUGCUCCGCUACUCUGGCUCGCCGCAGCUUAACCUCGCAGCUCAUCCCUCCGCCCCGCCCGGGGGCCGCCCGUGCGCGCCGCUGCAUCCGCAUCCCCUGCGCUACCUGCUGCUCGCGGCCCCCGCCUAUGGAGAUACGCCUCGAAAAGCCGAAGGUGCGGACCCCGCCACCCACCACGCCAUCCCCGCGCUGCAGCCCGCACUGGGUGCCCAGCCUUGGGAGAGAGAUCAGGGAGGCGCUGGGUCUCGGUCCGGGUGCGCCUCGUUCACCAUCGAGAGCAUCAUGCAGGGGGUGACAGGGGGAGGAACUGGGUCUGCGCAAAGUCCGCCCUUCGCUCCGUGGAGCUACUGCCACCUGCUCCAGCACCCACCUAGCCUGCUGCACCCCCAGGCCACCUCCCCUUUGUUUCACUUGUCCGCAGCUUCCCGGACAAUGUUGUCUCAGCAGCAGCCGCAGCCGCAGGAAGAGCAUCACUGUGCCAUUAGCUGCGCUCCGGGUAAAGGCGUGCGCCUAAGCCGGCACCUGUCCGCCGUCGCGGCGCUGCUGAGGCAACAGCCUGCCGCUGAGGACGGGAGGCUGACAGCCCUGGCCGCUCUUUCAGGCCGAGAAGAGACUUUGCCCGCAUUUUAA
Messenger RNA from Apodemus sylvaticus (European woodmouse), 1326 nucleotides. RefSeq names its product forkhead box protein D4-like. The record is from RefSeq and is a predicted model, not a curated record. Gene Ontology annotation, molecular function: RNA polymerase II cis-regulatory region sequence-specific DNA binding; DNA-binding transcription factor activity, RNA polymerase II-specific. Gene Ontology annotation, biological process: cell differentiation; regulation of transcription by RNA polymerase II; anatomical structure morphogenesis. The transcript has a single exon. NCBI's taxonomy places the organism in Eukaryota, Metazoa, Chordata, Mammalia, Rodentia, Muridae. Bases 1 to 1326 code for a protein of 441 amino acids.